This is a messenger RNA of Andrographis paniculata, 2017 nucleotides long. RefSeq names its product probable L-cysteine desulfhydrase, chloroplastic. The transcript is spliced from 2 exons. Lineage: Eukaryota; Viridiplantae; Streptophyta; Magnoliopsida; Lamiales; Acanthaceae. The record is from RefSeq and is a predicted model, not a curated record. The coding region runs from base 418 to 1758 and encodes 446 amino acids.
UUACGUUCUAAUCUACCUCGUAUUGCGACGGUGUUAGUAUAUUCUUCACAGCAUCUUCCUCGUUGCAUUCUCCUGCUUCCGUUCCACCACUGUACACAUCCCCGGUCCGGUCCUCGCUCCGCCGCAGACGGCGGCGCCGAUCACGUUUCAGUUAACUCCGUCUAAGUUAGAAUUUCAUCACCGGAGUCAAAUUACAGUUUACUCUACCCUUAGGAAAAGACGUCAACCCUCGACCCCAUAAAGGACAGAACCCCUCCAUUAAUUUAUUCCUUCGAAAUCGAGUUCGAGGCUGCAAUGGCGUCGUCAUUUAGCUACUGUCAGAGAGCUUUCGAUUGAUUCGACUCUGACUUCCUAUUCCUUCGUUUUCGCCUAAUUUCGAUUUUAGUGAACUCCGAAUCUCUUCACUACUGUCCUUCAAUGGCUUCCUUCAUCGAUUGCAACGGUGCCACCGCCACCGCCGCUGCCCUAAUUCCCAAAUCGAAAGCUAAAUCUCAACCCCAGCCAAUCACCCAAUCGGAAAUCCUCGCGGAGUUCGCCCACCACGACCCCACGGUCGCCCGCAUAAACAACGGCAGUUUCGGGAGCUGCCCGGCCUCCAUCAUCGCCGCCCAGCAGCGCCACCAGCUCCUCUUCCUCCGGCAGCCGGAUUAUUUCUAUUUCAACACCCUCAAACCCUCGAUUUUGAAGACGCGCCGCCUGAUUCAGAGCCUAAUCAACGCCGACCACAUCGAGGAGGUUUCAAUCGUGGACAACGCCACAACCGCCGCCGCCGUUGUUCUCCAGCACACGACGUGGUCCUUCUUCUCCGCCGAUUUCCACCCCGGCGACGCCGUCAUCCUGCUUCACUACGCCUACGGCGCCGUGAAGAAGUCCGUGCAGGCCUACGUUUCCCGCGCCGGCGGCCACAUCAUCGAGGUCCAUCUCCCUUUCCCUCUAACCUCUAAUUCCGAAGUAAUUUCCGAAUUCCGAAAGGCGCUUGAAUUGGGGAAAUCCAAUGGUAGAAAAAUUAGGUUAGCUGUAAUCGAUCACAUUACCUCCAUGCCUUGUGUAGUCAUACCUGUGAAGGAAUUAGUCACAAUGUGCCGAGACGAAGGCGUCGACAGGAUCUUCGUCGACGGCGCCCACGCCAUCGGCAAUGUGGCCAUCGACGUGAAGAACAUUGGCGCCGACUUCUACACAAGCAAUCUGCACAAAUGGCUCUUCUGCCCGCCGUCCGCAGCCUUCCUCUACUGCAAAUCCGAUAGCUUAUCGGAACUGCACCAUCCGGUGGUGUCGCACGAGUACGGCAAUGGCUUAGCAAUGGAGAGCUCGUGGACAGGGACAAGAGAUUACAGUGCGCAGCUAGUGUUGCCUGAGGUGAUGGAAUUCAUUGCUCGAUUCGAAGGUGGAAUUGAGGGGAUAAUGCUGAAGAAUCACGGGGCUGUUGUCGAAAUGGCGGAAAUGUUAGUGAAGGCGUGGGGGACGGAGUUGGGGGCGCCGCCGGAGAUGUGCGCGAGCAUGGCUAUGGUUGGAUUGCCGACGUGUUUGGGAAUUAACAGCGAUGAGGAUGCAUUGAAGCUAAGGGCGCAUUUGCGCGAAUGUUUUAAGGUUGAGGUGCCGAUUUAUUACAAGGCGCCGGUGGGAGGUGAGAUUGAACGGAUAACAGCUUAUGCAAGAAUUUCUCAUCAGGUUUACAACGUGGUCGAGGAUUACUAUAGGUUUCGGGAUGCUGUUAACAAGUUAGUCGAGGAUGGAUUUACUUGCGCUUGCCUCGGCUGAAUGGAGAGAUGCAGAUGCCUUAUGGUGCAUAACAGGUCGACACGACAGCAUUGGGUGCUUAUUACAGUGUCUGUGUCAGUGUAGAUAUGAAUUGAUGAUCAACUAGAGGUUGAUUGCAUUCUGUCGCCAUGAUCAACUCAAGGAUGGUUCUCUUCUUUUCUCCUAAUAAAGUGAAUGACGACUAUGUAAUUGAUUAUGACUUUAUUUUUAUUUUUGUUCGUGCCAAUGAUAUGGGAUAUGCGUGGUCAUUUUAGGAUCU